ACAAUGGCCAGAGAGAGAGAGAUCCUGUCCUAUCUGCUAGCCUCCUGGCGUUCCAGCUUAUGUGUACAAUCAAUAAAUUAAUAAUCAUAUCUUGUUUUGUACAGUGCUAAUAAUUUUUCCAAAUGAAGAAUGAUCUGUAUAAAUUAUAAAUGAUGGAAGGAAUCUGAGAACAGAAAUGUUUUAUACAAUACCUUGUCAUUUGUGAUUGUCUAACCUAUAACGACGGUUUUAUUUGUUUGAUACUGCUCGAUAUACAUAAUCGGAUUCCGUCUGCAAGAAUGUUUUUAAUAUAAUAGGCCUAUAUUAAAUCCUAUGAAUCUGAGAUUUAUUCUUGCACGCCUUGAGCGGAAGACGUCUCGAAAACAAUGCAACGUACAACACGCGGGAAAAUGCUGCGCGCUAAAGGAUCACCGCAAAAGACGACAAGUUGUCAUUCAUCGAUAAACACAUGGGUGUUUCUUAUGAAAGGAGAUAGUUUGGACAGCUCAAAUGUGGCUCAGUCAGAGAUUGUGAAACUUAGACAUCCGGCCUCUAAUAAGCCAACUAUAUUUAUAUUUAGUUCUGGUAAUCUCACAGUGCAGGAAGUUUUAAUCUUUGAUGAAACUAAAAGGUCUUGGUUCAUUGAUAAUAAUGUCAAAUCUGAUGGCAAGUUGUACUUGUCAACUCCAAUUGAUCCAAUCUUUUUAGUUUUGCCGUACCUAAGAAAGUCACAACUGGCACAACCUUUAGAACAAUGUCUGUGGGAUGAAGAUUUUCCAGAAACAUAUCGCCUUGCACAAUGCGAGAAUUUGAAACUAUGGUUAGUUGCUGAUUGUAAAGGAGAUAAAUUAUUACAAGCUUUCAAAUUUAAUGAAGACAAAUCAUUAAAAUGGUUGCAAGAAAAAGUAGAAAAAGUGGCACACUUAUUAAAGCAAAAAAGAGUUCAUGUAUCUCAAGGUGCUAUGAGUGCUAAUUAUGUCAAGAGUACUAAAUAUGAAAUUGAUACAGAAACAGAAUAUUUGAAAUAUGCGCAUGGUAUUAUAUCCGAAUAUCUUGCUGAAGAUCUUUCACAGAGAUUGGCACAAUAUUUGAAUAUAUCUGAUGAAAUAGAAAGUAAAAAACGCAAACUAGAUAGUCCUAAAAAUAUAACUAAUGAGAAAAAACUUAAAAGAGAAGAAGAAAGCCCUUCCUUUGAAGAAAGCCCACUGAAAACAAAGACAAAGAACUUAUUAAAUAAAACUGAAAAGGUACAAAAAAACAUUGCUCCUGGUAAAAAGGAAUUAGCUAGACAAAAAGCAGCUGCAGGAUCUAAAAGCAUUACUAGCUUUUUUAAAAAAAAAUAGAUCUCACAAAGAUAUAUACAUUGCAAUGAUUUUAUAAAUUAUGCACUGCAAAUUAUAAACGCAUUUUUUAAUAUAUCUAUAUGUUUUUAUAAAUUUUACUAUUUUGUAUAAAAAUGUGUUUAAAAUAAUAUCGAAGUUGAAAAUUG
Cataglyphis hispanica is the source of this 1468-nucleotide messenger RNA. Its product is annotated as ribonuclease H2 subunit B. NCBI's taxonomy places the organism in Eukaryota, Metazoa, Arthropoda, Insecta, Hymenoptera, Formicidae. Gene Ontology annotation, biological process: ribonucleotide metabolic process; RNA catabolic process. Gene Ontology annotation, cellular component: ribonuclease H2 complex; nucleoplasm. The coding region runs from base 366 to 1322 and encodes 318 amino acids. The record is from RefSeq and is a predicted model, not a curated record. The transcript has 5 exons.